AUGACAUUCCAGGUGGAGGCGAUAUACAAAUGGAUAAACGAGGUGCACAGCAACACGCAGCUCAUCCGCCGCCUGCACUCUGACCCGACCUACCACACAAACAAGCAGGUGCAGGAUCAACUGGACGCGGCGGUGACGCGGUCGCAGGCGGCGGGGCUGAAGCUGUGCGGCGCGCUGCGGCAGCUGGAGGAGCGCGCGGUGCGCCCGGCAGGCUCGCCGGCCGCGGCCGCCCGCAUGGCACGCCUGCAGUACGCGGCCGCGCGUCGCCGGUACUCGGAUGCGCUCGAGGACCACCAGCGCCUGCUGCAGCUGCUGCGCGACGACCGCAUGCGCUUGCUCCAUGAGCAGAUCAAACUCACAAACCUCACAAUCUCGGACGAGGAGUGUGAACAUCUGCUUGACUCCAACAACCUGUCCUUGUUUGUUGACAACGUGCGCGCAGAGACGGCGGAGGCGCGGCGCAUGCUGCGGGACGCGGAGGCGCGGCGCGACGAGCUGGCGCGCGUGGAGUCGGCGCUGCAGGACGUGCGCGACCUCUUCCUGCAGCUCUCGCACCUCGUCGCGCAGCAGCAAGACCAGAUCGACAGCGUGGAGUACUUCGCACUGCAGGCCACCGAGCACGUUGAGUGCGGCGGCCAGGAACUUCUAAAGGGCACUGUCAGCCGCCGAAAAGCUAAAAAGAAGAAACUUGGUCUGAUCAUCUGUUUGGCGUCGGGAUUCCUCAUAGUUCUAUUCGUGCUGAUCUACACGUAG
Messenger RNA from Parnassius apollo (apollo), 753 nucleotides. The record is from the annotation of a GenBank genome assembly. NCBI's taxonomy places the organism in Eukaryota, Metazoa, Arthropoda, Insecta, Lepidoptera, Papilionidae.